Messenger RNA from Recurvomyces mirabilis, 2196 nucleotides. RefSeq lists its product as uncharacterized. Gene Ontology annotation, molecular function: oligopeptide transmembrane transporter activity. Gene Ontology annotation, cellular component: fungal-type vacuole membrane. The record is from RefSeq and is a predicted model, not a curated record. Lineage: Eukaryota; Fungi; Ascomycota; Dothideomycetes; Mycosphaerellales; Teratosphaeriaceae. The coding region runs from base 1 to 2196 and encodes 731 amino acids. The transcript has 4 exons.
AUGAGCAAUCAAGGCGGUGCCAUGGGCAUCGGCUCCGAGAGCCACGCACUCGAGCAUGCCACUGUCAUCGAGAUCGAGAAAGACUCACUAGACCGCAAAACGUCCUCCGACCCGAGCGUACGCAUGGAAAAGGGCGACGUCGGUGUCGAAGAAGACGAAGCAGACGAGAAUACCUACGAGUUCACGCACGAAGAACAAUUCCCCAUCGACCCCAAUUACGAAGAAGAGACACAGCAGCUCACAUUCCGGGCUGUCUUCGUCGGCUGCUGUCUUGGCGGUGUGAUUGCGGCGUCGAAUGUGUAUCUUGGUCUGAAGACCGGAUGGACGUUCGGCGCCAGUCUCUUCGGAUCGAUUUUCGGUUUCGCGAUCCUCAAGCCGAUGUCGCGAGCAUUGCCUACUUGGUGUGGUGGAGGAUAUUUCGGACCCAAGGAGAACGUAUGCGUGCAGAGCGCAGCCACAGCGGCCGGGUCUCUCGGCCUGAUCUUCACCUCCGGCAUACCAGCAGCCUACCAGCUAGGUCUUCUCAACACGCCCAAAGAAGAUUUCGGCAAGCUGUGCACCUUCACUCUAGCCUGUGCCUACUACGGCAUGUUCUUCGCCAUCCCACUACGCAAACUAUACAUCCUAAAGCAAAAGUUGGCUUUCCCGUCGGCAGUAGCGGCAGCAUAUACCAUCCGCUCCUUACACACAGGUAAGAACGCGGAGGCCAAUGCUAAGAAGAAGACUCGUACUCUGAUCGUCGCUUUCUCGGUCGCUAUCAUCUGGCGCUGCGUCAGCGAGUACGCUCCCGGUCUGUUGUGGGACUGGCACUGGGGCUGGACACUCUACAGUAUAGGAUGGAAGUCGGCGGUGAGAGUCGAGAACUGGUCCUGGAUUUUCGAGUUUACCCCAGCCUUCAUCGGCGUAGGCUUCCUCGCCGGCUGCAAUGCCUCUUAUUCCUUCUUCGGCGGCUCAAUCUUGGCAUGGGGGAUUGUUGGUCCAUCUCUAGUAGCGACCGGAAGGGCAUUUGGUACAGCCGUAGCUCCCGAGCAGUUUCCUGGCUACAUGAACUACAUGAGCAUGGUGCUGGACGAUCCCGUCAACAAGCCUUCGCCAAGAUACUGGCUCGUGUGGCCCGGAACGAUGUUGCUUCUAGCUGGUGCAUUUGCCGAAGUAGCAGCUCAGUGGCGACCCAUCACUGCCAGUAUGAUCCAGCUUACUGAACCGAUCUGGAGGAAGAUCCGAAAGGGCGGUCUCAAGUACGACGAAGAUGCUGUAAUUGAGGAGCCGUGCUCUAAAGACGAGCUGGUGCCAACUUGGAUGUGGGCUGGUGGCAUCGUGUUGUCCAUCAUCUUCACAUGCAUCAUCAUGGCCGUCCAAUGGAAGCAGAGCGUUGGCGUGACAAUCCUGGCAAUCGUUUUCGCCUUCCUCUUCUCCUUCAUCGGCGCCGAGUCGACUGGCAGGACGAAUAUCACGCCCGUUACAUCGAUUGGUAACGCCUCGCAGCUGGUCAUUGGCGGCGCUACUCACGGGCAUGGCACCAUCGCCAAUCAGCAGAUCUUGAACAUCACUGGCGGACUACUGGCUCUCGGUGCCUCAGAGCAAUCGGCAGAUAUGUUGGGUGAUCUCAAGACGACUCACCUGCUGCGUGCUUCGCCAAGAGUACAAUUCUAUGCGCAAUGCUGCGGAGCUAUCGUCUCGGUCUUCAUGUCGGUGGCCAUGUACGUCCUCUUCAGCGAAGCCUACCCAUGCAUCAACGACAUCACGAUCGAAAAAUGCAGCUUCGGCAUCCCAGACGUCGGAGCAUAUCGCGCCAUCGCCGUCGCCGUCACUAGCACCUCGCUUCCUGUGCCAACCUCCAGCGGGAUUUUCUCCAUCGUCAUCUUGGUCUGGUGUUUCGUCCAGACAUUCCUGAAGUACCGUUUCGUGCCUGCCAAAUACCACAUCUAUGUGCCGAAUUUGGUGGGCAUGGGGAUCGCGUUCAUUUUGAAUACGACUACUUACCCGACUGCCAUGGCUACCGGAGCGACGAUUGCGUAUUUCUGGAAGAGAAAUUAUCCGGCGGCUUUUGGGAUGUAUUGUUAUGCGACAGCAGCCGGUAUGAUCGCCGGCGAAGGGCUUGGCGGUAUUGUUGGAGCAAUUCUGCAGGUGGCUCAUGUGUCCGGGAACUACUAUGGCACUGCUAUCGGAUGCCCAGCUAUGGAGUACUGUGGUUGA